UGAUUCUUUCAUGUCGCUCACACGCCGGUGGCUUAUAAAACAGUCGGGGUCUCCUCUCGUCGCAGUCCUUCCUCUCAGCCUCACGACGUCACCCCCGCGCUUCCGUUCCCACCCCCACCAUUAACGCCCUGCUUAGGGAGGGGAAGAACUCAAGAAAGGCGAGACCUUCUGCGGUUUCUCGAGAUCUCGCUAUGGUAAGGAGGUCCCAUGGAGGGUUCCGGCUCGGCCGGAAGCUGCUCAGCCUCUGGAGGUGGGCGCUCUGCGGCCGGCGCCGCCGGCGCCGGGGAGGCUACCUCCGUCUCCAGCAGCCUUGCUCCGGCGUCGACUGCACGGAGCGCGCGGCCAAGAAGCUCGCGCCGGUGCUGCGGUGGGGCCGGUCGCUGGCGCGGCGGCUGAGCCUCGGGUGGGCGGCGGGCGGGAACCGGAUGCUGGACGGCAGCGAGGCGGUGUCCACGCCCAAGGGGCAGGUGGCGGUGUACGUGGGCGGUGCCGCGCCCGGGGAGUCGAUGAGGUACGUGGUGCCGGUGGUGUACUUCAACCACCCCAUGUUCGGGGAGCUUCUCAAGGAGGCCGAGGAGGAGUUCGGCUUCCAGCACCCCGGCGGCAUCACCAUCCCCUGCCCCGCCGCGCGGUUCGAGCGCGCUGCCGCCGUGGCGGCCGCCGGGAAGAAGGGCUUCGGCAGGUGGUAGCAUAGCAUCACUGCAUCAGUCGUUAGGAGAUAGAGAGCCCUGACCGCCGCCGGCCGGUGGUGCAGGCGGAUGGUGUACAUAUGUGUUUCCAUCGGAAGGGGCUGGCUGGCUAAUUUUGUUCUUUCGAUUCUUGUUCCUGUUUAACUGGUGUAUGCGGUUCUUUGUUUCCCUUUGGAUUAUAUAUAGGCCACUAUUCUUGUUCCGAA
Phragmites australis (common reed) is the source of this 895-nucleotide messenger RNA. Its product is annotated as auxin-responsive protein SAUR36-like. Bases 192 to 689 code for a protein of 165 amino acids. NCBI's taxonomy places the organism in Eukaryota, Viridiplantae, Streptophyta, Magnoliopsida, Poales, Poaceae. The record is from RefSeq and is a predicted model, not a curated record. The transcript has a single exon. Gene Ontology annotation, biological process: response to auxin.